Molecule: messenger RNA, 3746 nt
Organism: Mytilus trossulus (common blue mussel)
Lineage: Eukaryota; Metazoa; Mollusca; Bivalvia; Mytilida; Mytilidae
Product: fibropellin-1-like
Exons: 24
Coding region: 171-3569 (1132 amino acids)
Biological process (GO): heterophilic cell-cell adhesion; establishment or maintenance of epithelial cell apical/basal polarity
Cellular component (GO): protein-containing complex; plasma membrane
Molecular function (GO): calcium ion binding
Source: RefSeq, a predicted model, not a curated record
AUCAAAAUAUAUUGUCAUUUACGUGGAAGAAGUUUAAAUCAUUGGAUACAAAUAGUUUUACCCCAAUUACAAGUAUAUGCCUGUAUGGUAUAAACACUAACACAAUUUUGACUAAUUGAAGUUGGUUUCUACAUAAAAGAAGCAGUGCUCUUCAGUUAACCAGAAGAAACAUGAUGGCCCUUUUAAAUUAUUGUUUCAUCUUAAUCCUGAUUGAAGUAUCAAUCGCACACUAUGCAGAAGUACGAGCUGCUUGGAAAAUACCGAGUCAUGAAGCACACGCCUUCUUGACAGCUCCUACUAGAAACAAAAGAAGUGACCCGGCAUGUAAUACACAAGAGGGUUAUUGUGAAGCAAACAAAUACAGUUGUAUGAUGCACAACGAACAGUCUCGAGAGCAUUAUUGUGGCCUGGGUCAUACAUGUACUGCAACACAAGCUUGUUACCUAUCUACACCUUGUCCAGCACAUUAUGUACUAGGCUGUACAGACGAUCCGUGUCUUACCUUCCCAUGCGAAAAUGGAGGAACAUGUCAAGAAACAAGUUCUUCCACUUAUGAAUGUCAAUGUGAUCCAGGCUGGGAUCCAGCCACUGACUGUGCUGACGAAAUAGAUGAAUGUGCAUCUAACCCAUGUCAAAAUGGCGGUACCUGUACGGACAUGCUCAAUGACUACGGUUGUUCCUGUUCUCCAGGAUAUUCAGACAAGAAUUACCAAACAGAUAUAGAUGAGUGUGCAUCUAAUCCUUGUCAAAACGGAGGAACUUGUACAGAUCACGUGAACGAAUAUAGCUGUUCCUGUGUCCCAGGUUAUACUGGCACAAAUUGUCAAACAGACUAUGACGAAUGUGGCUCCAAUCCUUGUCAAAAUGGUGGAACAUGUACUGACCACUUGAAUGGAUACAGUUGUUCAUGUGUUCAAGGCUUUAAUGGAGAUGACUGUCAAACAGAUAUUGACGAAUGUGCUUCCAACCCUUGUCAACACAGUGGCACGUGUACAGACCAGGUAGAUGGAUACAUUUGUUCUUGUGAUUCAGGAUAUGAUGGAGUACAUUGUCAAUCAGACAUAAACGAAUGUGCAUCGAAUCCUUGUCAGAAUAGCGGAACUUGUACAGAUCAUGUAAACAAAUACAGCUGUUCUUGUAAUCCAGGGUACUCUGACGUAAAUUGUCAAACAGAUCUAAAUGAAUGUGACUCAAAUCCGUGUCAGAAUGCUGGGACAUGUACAGACCAAGUCAAUGCAUACAUGUGUACAUGUGAUCUUGGAUAUACUGGAGUUAAUUGUCAAACAGAUAUAAACGAAUGUUCAUCAAACCCUUGUGAAAAUGGCGGAAGUUGUACAGAUAACGUGAACGGAUACACUUGCACAUGUUUACCAGGGUAUAUUGGAACUAGCUGCCAGACAGAUAAUAAUGAGUGCACAUCUAAUCCUUGCCAAAAUAGCGGAACUUGUACAGAUCACGUCAACGAAUAUAGCUGUUCCUGUGUUCCAGGGUAUACUGGCACAAAUUGUCAAACAGAUAUAAAUGAGUGUGUUUUUGAUCCUUGUCAGAAUGGUGGGACGUGUACAGACCAAGUCAAUGCAUACAUAUGUACAUGUGAUUUAGGAUAUACUGGGGUACAUUGUGAAACAGAUAUUAAUGAAUGUGCAUCAAACCCUUGUGCCAAUGGCGGAAGUUGUACAGAUAACGUAAACAGAUACACCUGUGCAUGUUUACCAGGGUAUAUUGGAACUAACUGCCAGACAGAUAUGAAUGAGUGCUCAUCUAUUCCAUGCCAAAAUAGCGGAACAUGUACAGAUCACUUAAACGGUUACAGCUGUUCUUGUGUCCCAGGCUAUACUGGCUCAAAUUGUCAGACAGAUUAUAACGAAUGUGACUCAAACCCUUGUCAGAAUAGUGGAACGUGUACUGACCAUUUGAACAGAUACAGUUGUUCAUGUAUGGCUGGCUAUGAUGGAGUCAACUGUCAAACAGAUAUAAAUGAAUGUGCAUCAAAUCCAUGUCAAAAUGGCGGAAGUUGUUUUGACCACGUGAACGGAUACAGCUGUGUUUGUGUUCCUGGAUAUCUUGGUUUGAUGUGUCAAACAGAUAUAAAUGAAUGUUCCUCAAACCCAUGUCAAAAUGGCGGGACGUGUACAGACCAAGUUAACGCUUUCAUGUGUGCAUGUAUGCUUGGAUAUGCUGGAGUUAUAUGUCAAACAGAUAUUGAUGAAUGUGCUUCGAACCCUUGUGAAAAUGGCGGAAGUUGUACAGAUUACAUCAACAAAUACACUUGCUCAUGUGAACCUGGGUAUCUUGGAUCUAACUGCCAGACAGACUAUGACGAAUGCCUGUCAAAUCCAUGCAUGAAUACGGGAUCAUGCAAAAACUUAAUCAACAGCUACAGUUGUGACUGUACAGGAAGAUACGAAGGUGAUAUCUGUCAAACAGAUUGUAGACCUGGACCAGCAGAUAUCGUAUUCAUUGUUGACACUUCUUCUAGUUUAGAAACAAAUGUCAACAGAAGUCUUGAUUUCAUUACUGAAUUUAUUAAAAGAAUACCAAUUGGUCCAGAUGACUUUCAAGUGGGUGUUAUCACAUAUAAUUUUGAAACUAAUGUACUUUUCGAUCUUGAUGAUCACAAUACUUCAUUGGGUAUGAUUGCCGAACUACAGCAUAUCAAAGGGGAAGAUGCUGCCACACAUACCUUGUCAGCAUUGCAAAAAGCAAAAGAGAUGAUAACUAACAGUUCUAUGGGAGCACGUAGAACUUCUAGCUACAUGAUAUUACUCUACGAUGGUUUAUCUACUGAUAGGAAUAAUGCUAUAAAUGAGGCUAAGUUGAUAAACUCCAUAGGUGGACGUAUCAUCACUGCUGCUGUUGGACAAUCUAUAUCAUACUCAGAGUUGUUAUCGAUUUCACAGAAACAAUACUACACCUUUAGCACAUCUUUUUUAGAUGAUAUGCUGAAUUAUAUUUUAAAGGAAACUGUUCCAGAUAAUUGCACAGACUGUUUUUUGGUAACAAGAUCAGAGGUCAUUCUCCUGCUAGAUACAAGCAAGAACCAAACAAAAGAAGAGUAUAACCUGCGACUAACAGCAAUAUGGCAAACAAUAGAACAAAUAUCAACUUACAAUCCAAAUGCAGAUAUUGGCAUGUUUUCAUAUUCCGACGAAGUCGAACAAGUUUUUAAUUUAUCGUGGUCUUCUGAUAUAGAUGAAUUGAUUGCCGCUGCAUUGCAGGUAAAGGUUGAUAAAUUGAAUACAAUUUCAAACCUGAGCCAUGCAUUAAAUCAUAUACGGGAAGGUGACUUAUUUAAAACAUCACGAAAAAUUAUUGUGUUAUUCUCUAACGCAAAUUGGAAUAAUUUAGAUGAUAUAGGCAUGGAAGUUAAAUUGUUAAAACAACAAGGAAUCCAUACCUUUGGUGUAGUAGCAGGCGAGGAUUGUAACGUUGAAAACCUUGCUGGUGUUUUGAACGACCCUAGUUAUAUUUUUGAUGUUGAAGAUGACGGCUACACGUCAUUACAGUCACUUGCAGCAAUAACAAAAUAUCAUAAUUGUACUGAUAACAUUUUUAUUCACCGCCAGUAAACCGUCACGUGUGUAUACGCAAAAUACAUUGAAAUGCUGUAUCAAUUUCAGAAACAUGCUGAUUAUGCUGAUUUUAGCUAUUAUUUUAAUUCUUGAACUGUUCAUAUAAUACAUCUAAAAUAAGCCCUUAUUGUCAGUAUGUAUGGGGUAAACUUUUUACUUUUUUUUUUAUUUCCC